Oryzias melastigma (Indian medaka) is the source of this 3152-nucleotide messenger RNA. RefSeq names its product mitogen-activated protein kinase kinase kinase 14 (gene map3k14b). The record is from RefSeq and is a predicted model, not a curated record. Gene Ontology annotation, biological process: positive regulation of canonical NF-kappaB signal transduction; protein phosphorylation. Bases 199 to 3126 code for a protein of 975 amino acids. Gene Ontology annotation, molecular function: protein kinase activity; ATP binding. The transcript has 15 exons. NCBI's taxonomy places the organism in Eukaryota, Metazoa, Chordata, Actinopteri, Beloniformes, Adrianichthyidae.
GGGGGCCUGAUGGGGGCGGGCCGGAGUGGCUGAGGUACAAGAGCUCCUCCGUCACGCUCAUGGGUGCCAAUGGGGGCCAAAAGCCGGGGUCUUACUCUAUGAACAGGACAGAGACGGAGACGCAGCGACAGACUCUCCUUCAUCUGGAGCACCAGGUUUCAGCUGGAACUCCCAGAAGUUUCUGUCCCUCUGAGGUUGAUGAUGCUCUCAGACAGAGAAGGAGAACCUCCUCAGAUGUUCCACACAUCCUUUGUUCCUGCGACUGACGAGACAGAGCUCUCAUAUCCGGGUAGAGAAGGUGUCGCCCAAACAUGCGAGGGGAAAGAGGACCCUCUGGUUCCAGCCUGCACCCCCCAUUUGAGCCUUGUGAUGCAGCGCGGCACCGCAAAGCAUGUGGUUCCAGACGGGUUCCAGGAGGAUCCCUGCAUGUCCAUAGUAGCACAAGCAGAACGAGAAGACUUCCAGGAGUUCAGCCCUUCCAACACUCGCUGCUCCUUCCUUCAACCGCGCCUCGUCUCUCCAAGGCUCAGAUCCCUGAAUGAAGACCCGGGCUUCACGAGCAGCACAGAGGGGGAGGACUCUGAUGAGACCACCAAAGUCCCGCCCCUACCUCCCCAGAGGAGACAGCGCAGGAAGACGAGAAACAGACGGAGGAGACAAGAGGAAGGGGAGGAGCCUCCUGUCAUCAGGGGUUUGUGGGUGCAGGAGAUUGACUGGCUGAAGGCGACAUCAGCUGCUGGAAUCAUCCCACCGCCUCCUCAGUUCACUGACUCGCCCCCGUCCUGCCAUGGUGACCAGCUGGGCACAUUAGGAGAUUGUGUCAGUGGGUCAGAGGAGGCGCCACUGAGGAGGAGGAUCGAUGCAGACAGAGGAGGCUCAGACUCCGACUGGGGAUCCAUAGACUCUUACGAGAGCCAGUCAGACUCUUCUUGUGUGGAUGAAGAGACAAGGGAUGAUCCCUGUCUUGAACGCAUGCAUGUGUCGGGAUUUGAACCUCGGCCUCAUGCAGGCUGGGAUUCUGACUCCACAGACUGGGUGCAGAGUCUGUUGGGAGUCCCAGACGACGACAGCAGCGUGGACACAUCCCAGAGCGGCCUCCAGGAUGACCCCGGUGACCCGGCGCUGGAUGAGCUGAGAGGCAAAGUGGCGCAGAUAUCAAAGCUCUUCGUCUCUGCUUCCCUCCGAGUUUCCAUGAAACACAUUCUGAAUGACUGGAAGACCUCGGGGUUCACCAACGAAGGCCUCCUGUUUCACAGCCUCCUGCAGCCCAGCGGUUGUCGGUACCGGGAGUGUGAGGAGUACUCUGUCCUUCAUCACCUCCAGAACGGCUCCUACGGGGAUGUGUUCUGCAUUCAAGACAAAAGCAGCGGAUUCAAAUGUGCUGCCAAGCGGAUUCCACUGAGUAACUUCCACAGUGGGGAGGUGAGCUCCUGGAGCUCCCUGAACUCCCCUCGGGUUGUGGAGCUGUUUGGGGUUGUGAGGGAAGGUCCAAACAUUGUCCUGUUCAUGGAGCUUAAGCAAGCGAGCUUGGGCCAGCUUUUAAAGCAGACGACCUGCCUCCCUGAGGAUCUGGCCCUGCAUUACCUUCACCAGACACUGGAGGCGCUGGAGCACCUGCACAGCAGGAAAGUGCUUCACCUGGAUGUCAAAGCUGACAAUGUGCUGCUGUCUGCAGACUGCAGAAACACAUUCCUCUGCGACUUCGGCCUCUCAGAGACGCUGGAUGGUGGUGGGUGGAGCACCAAGGCCUUCAUGGGAACUGCCUUUCCAGGCACAGAAACCCACAUGGCCCCUGAGGUGGCACGAGGGGACCGGCUGUGCGCCAAGGCAGACGUGUGGAGCAGCUGCUGCAUGCUACUGCACAUGCUCAAUGGAUGCCAACCCUGGACACGAUACUACUCCCACCCUCUGUGUCUCCAGAUCGUCAACGAGCCUCCUCCUCUGUGGGAGGUGCCGUCCAACUGCAACAACUUCACCGCCAAAGUCUUUAAAGCCGGACUACAGAAGGAUCCAGAGAGACGAGCAUCAGCAAAGGAGCUGAGGAGGAAAACCACCAAAGCCCUCAGAGCAGUUGGAGGUCUGAGUCCCUCUUCCAUACAUGCAGCCUGUGAGAAGCUGCUCCUCUGUCAAAGGCAGGAUGAAGAUGGAGUCAGCGACUCAUCUUCUCAGAUCCCAGUCACCCGGAGCAAAUCCUCCUCUGCCUCACCUUCGCCGCCACUCUGGGUCAGCCCCUGGAGAACUUUGGCAGUAAAUGAGGACAGUAACCUCUCUGAGCAUGACAGCUCAGACCAGCACUCUGAAGCAGAGACUGACUCUGUACCUGGAGAAUGGGACUUCUACCCAGAUCCUCGGCAGGAGGAAGACAAAAGUGCAGCAGGAUGGGACACUGGGUCGGAAUCAGACAUGGAUAUCUACAUGGGAGAAGAGGAGUUCAUGCAGGACAGGUGUCAGAAAACCGACCAAGACUAUGAGGGAGACUGUGAGGAGGAAAGGGCCAACGAGGAGGAGGAAGAGUGGGACUCUACUGGAUCAGUGGAACAGCUUAGUGCUCUCAGAGACCUCUUCCCUUUGCUGCAGAAAGGUCAUAAGAGAUUGUGGGGGUCAGAGGAGGAGCUGGAAUAUCUCAGGGAUGAUAUCCCAGUUGGAACCACAAUCCAGAGCUGGUCUCCAGAACCUCGAGAUGAACCUCCGUCCUGCUUCAGCUGCUCAGACACAUCCCAGAUGGAUCCAUCAGAGAAUGACUCUGAUCAUUCGUCUGAUGACUUGAGCUCCGGCGUCUUUUCUUCCUGCAACCGUCACUCAGACAGGCUUCUGGAGUGGAGAGCAGCAGACAGUCAGCGGUCCUCCUGCUGCUUUGAGGGUGUUGAUGUCUGGAUUGAGAACAUGCAGGGACAAUGUCUGAGGAUCCGAGAGAGCCGGCAGGUCAACGUGGGUCAUGUUGCCGUAGGAAUCAGUGAUCAGAUGUGGGGAAAGGCCUUCACGUUGGAAACUCUGGACAGAAAGCUUGUGUCCUUCCAAGAGGAGAUCACAGUUUCCAAUCUGUGGCUCUGCUGUGUUCCUGCUCCUGACUGGUGUCAGCGCUGGAGAUGGAGGGUCCGAGACGGCAAACUGGAACUGCGGGAAUGAAACAGAACUUUUUCUUUCACUGGUUU